AUGUCGGGCCGCGGCAAGGGAGGCAAGGGGCUGGGCAAGGGCGGCGCCAAGCGCCACCGCAAGGUGCUCCGCGACAACAUCCAGGGCAUCACCAAGCCGGCCAUCCGCCGCCUCGCCCGCCGUGGCGGCGUGAAGCGCAUCUCCGGGCUCAUCUACGAGGAGACCCGCGGCGUCCUCAAGAUCUUCCUCGAGAACGUCAUCCGCGACGCCGUCACCUACACUGAGCACGCCCGCCGCAAGACCGUCACCGCCAUGGACGUCGUCUACGCGCUCAAGCGCCAGGGACGCACCCUCUACGGCUUCGGCGGCUAG
This is a messenger RNA of Lolium rigidum, 312 nucleotides long. Its product is annotated as histone H4. Bases 1 to 312 code for a protein of 103 amino acids. NCBI's taxonomy places the organism in Eukaryota, Viridiplantae, Streptophyta, Magnoliopsida, Poales, Poaceae. Gene Ontology annotation, cellular component: nucleosome. Gene Ontology annotation, biological process: nucleosome assembly. Gene Ontology annotation, molecular function: DNA binding; structural constituent of chromatin; protein heterodimerization activity. The record is from RefSeq and is a predicted model, not a curated record. The transcript has a single exon.